AUGUGCCUCACAUAUCUUGUUGGCCAGCUCCAGUCUCGGCUAGCCGGAGUGACUGCUAAGUCUUCCAUGCUUAGUGAACAUCUGUGCUCUCUUGAUGAGCAUUUAGACUCCAUUGCGGGCACCGGCGAUUUCGACUCCGCUAAUUUUACCCCAUGUGACGAAGCUUCUUCUAUCGCAAAGACUAGAUAUGAGUUUGUCACUAUUGCGCAUGGUCAACUCUUUGGCAGUCCUCCAUUUUAUAUCAAGACAGGCCCUCUGCUGCCUCAAUUAGAAUUCACAAAAGGCCGAGAUCUACGCAAUAACUACUGUCUUAAUGCGCCAACCACCUCAGGAAAUAUGAGGCGCAUCCUUCGUGCACUACAAGCACCCGGGCGUGCGAUUCUACUAGAGGGUAGUCCCGGAGUCGGAAAAACCAGUUUGGUGCUGGCCCUCGCUGCUGCUUCUGGACAUAGCGUUUUUCGCAUCAAUCUUUCCGAGGCAACGGAGGUAAAUGAUCUUUUUGGUUCUGAUCUUCCCGUGGAGGGCAAUUCUGAUGGCUCUUUUGCCUGGCGUGAUGGUCCUCUGCUGCAGGCUCUCAAGCAAGGGGAUUGGAUUAUCCUUGAUGAACUAUAUACUGUUGCUCCGACUCAGUUUUAUAAACUUGAUCGGAGCCGCUGA
Protopolystoma xenopodis is the source of this 657-nucleotide messenger RNA. Lineage: Eukaryota; Metazoa; Platyhelminthes; Monogenea; Polystomatidea; Polystomatidae. The record is from the annotation of a GenBank genome assembly.